GUACAGUCUCACUCAGGCUGGAUCUGUCAGAUCUGCACAUUCUGCCUGACAGACACUGAAGACACUGAUCAACCCUCAUGAUCUUGGCAGAACUGAUAAACAGAAACAAAUGGAGUAGAAGAAGAAUACAAAAGUAGAGAUACCAGUUAACUGAAACUGGUUCUCAUUGAUUGCCAUCUGAUACAAUGUUGGAGUGACGUUGGAGCUGUGGUGACAGCAGAAUGAAGGAUGUUCUUCUGACACCUGACUGAUGCUUCACUCCCUGCCGCUCAACAUGUAAUCUCACUGGAUCACGUAGACGUGGAUCCCAAAGCUAAUACUUCUGUGGGGGUCCUCCUGUAACCAUGGCGUCCCGAGUGAAGCAGCCACCAGGGCGUGGCCUGUCCUCUUUCUUUCCUUGCUGCUUCAAAGGAGAUGAUCAACCAGAGAUCACCUACUGCCAUGAUAAUGUUGUGUCAGCACUGGAGCCCACCCUGCCCAUGCCUCCUCUUCAAGAACUGGACUCUAUGUUCACUGAGCUGGUGGAUGAACUGGACCUUACAGAGGAGAACAGGGCUGCCAUGUUUUCUUUACCAGCAGAGAAGAAAUGGAACCUCUACUGCAGUAAGAAAAUGGAGGCCGAGGAAAAUAAAGGAGCAACUACCUGGCCAGAGUAUUAUAUUGAUCAGCUCAGGUCCAUGGCUGCGAGGAAAUCACUGCUGACACUGGAAAAUGAGGAUGAGCAGGGAAGACUUAAAAUCGUUGAUGGUCUUAAAACGGCCCUGAGGACACAACCGAUGAGGUUUGUGACACGAUUCAUCGACUUGGAUGGCCUGUCUUGUAUCCUGAAUUUCCUCAAAACAAUGGAUUACGAGACUACCGAGUCUCACAUCCACACCUCACUGAUCGGCUGCAUCAAGGCUCUGAUGAACAAUUCUCAGGGUAGAGCUCACGUCCUGGGUCACUGUGAGAGCAUUAACAUCAUUGCACAAAGUCUUGCCACUGAAAACAUCAAGACAAAGGUUGCAGUGUUAGAGAUCCUCGGAGCAGUGUGUUUGGUGCCAGGAGGCCAUAAGAAAGUACUAGAAGCUAUGAUACACUACCAGAAGUUUGCUUCUGAGAGAACACGUUUUCAGACCCUGCUGACAGACUUGGACAGAUCCACAGGCCGCUACAGAGAUGAAGUCAAUCUGAAGACCGCCAUCAUGUCCUUCAUCAAUGCUGUGCUCAGCCAGGGAGCAGGAGAGACCAGUCUGGAGUUCCGUAUCCAUUUACGCUACGAGUUCCUGAUGUUGGGCAUCCAGCCAAUCAUCGACAAACUACAUUCCCAUGAAAAUGCCACGCUGGACAGACACCUGGACUUUUUCGAGAUGUUGAGGAAUGAAGAUGAGCUAAUGAUCUCCAAACAAUUUGAUGCUGUCCAUAUAGAAACUAAAAGUGCCAGCCAGAUGUUUGAGCUGAUCAAGAAGAAGCUGAACCACACGGAAGCUUACCCUCACCUCCUGUCCGCACUACAGCACUGUCUCAUGAUUCCAUACAAGCAGAACAACAACACACUUCAGUACUGGGUAUUGUUGGACCGGAUAAUUCAGCAGCUGGUGCUGCAGACGGACAAAGGUGAAAACCCUGAUGCUGCUCCAUUAGAGGACUUCAAUGUUAAGAAUAUAAUUCGCAUGCUCAUCAAGGAGAAUGAGGUCAAACAAUGGAAAGAUCAAGCAGAUAAAAUGAGAAAAGAUCACCAGAACUUACAGCAGCGUUUGGAAAAGAAAGAGAGGGAGUGUGAUGCCAAAAAUAAGGAGAAAGAAGACAUGAUGGCAAUGCUGAACAAGAUGAAAGACAAACUGGAGCGAGAGACCAAUGAACACAAGCAAGCCAAACUUCAAGUGGCAGAAUUGUCAGCUCGGCUGCAGCAUGGAAGCUCUACUUCCAGUGUUCCAGGGGGACCUCCUGACACUUCUGGUAUUAUAGCUCCAUCCAUUUCCUUUCCUCCUCCUCCUCCACCACCACCACCUCCUCCUCCUCCACCAGAUGGUCCACCUGCUUUUGGCAAAGUUCCUUUAGCUCCUCCUCCUCCAGGAGUGCCACUGGUUACUGCACACAAGAGGAACAUUCCUCAGCCAUCUAAUCCAAUGAAGUCAUUCAACUGGAGCAAACUGCCUCAGAGCAAGACAGAUGGAACCAUAUGGACAGAGAUGGAUGAUCUGAAAGUGUUUAAAAAUCUAGAUCUAGAGGAGUUCCAGAGGACCUUCUCAGCUUACCAAAGGCCACAGAAAGAUACUGAAGAUGAUCGUACUGUUGCUAAGAAGGUGAAGGAGCUGUCAGUAAUCGAUGGACGGCGGGCACAGAACUGCAAUAUCCUGCUCUCGAGGCUGAAGCUGACCAAUGAGGAGAUCCGCCAUGCCAUCCUGAACAUGGAUGAACAGGAGGAUUUACCUAAAGACAUGCUGGAGCAGCUUUUAAAGUAUGUUCCUGAGAAGAGUGACAUUGAACUGUUGGAAGAACACAAGCAUGAGCUGGACCGUAUGGCCAGAUCUGACCGCUUCCUGUAUGACAUGAGCAGAAUCAACCACUAUCAGCAGAGACUGCAUACGCUCUACUUCAAGAAGAAGUUUGCAGAAAGAGUGGCUGAGGUCAAGCCAAAAAUAAAAGCUCUGUGCCUGGCAUCCCGAGAGGUGUUGCAGAGUGAGCGACUGCGUCAACUCCUCGAGGUGGUUCUGGCCUUUGGGAACUACAUGAACAAAGGACAACGAGGAAAUGCCUAUGGAUUUAAAGUCUCCAGUCUGAACAAAUUAGCUGACACCAAGUCAAGCAUAGACAGAAACGUCAGUCUGCUUCACUACAUGAUCUCCGUACUGGAGAAGAAGUUUCCAAAGCUGGUGACCUUCGGUGACGAGCUACAGAAUGUGCCAGAAGCUGCUAAAGUCAAUAUGACAGAGUUGGAGAAGGACAUUGGAAAUCUGAGGUCUGGCCUAAAGAGUAUUGAGGCAGAGCUGCAGUUCCAGCAGGCUCAGUCCUCUCACUCUCCUGCUGAUAGGUUUGUCCCUGUGGUCAGUCAGUUCAUCACUGUGGCCUCAUUCAGCUUCUCUGAGGUAGAGGAGUCACUCACUGAGGCCAAGGAAUUGUUUGGGAAAGCACUGAGACACUUUGGAGAGGACUCCUCCAAGCUGCUGCCAGACGAGUUCUUUAGGAUCUUCGACACUUUCCUCACAGCUUUCUCCGAGGCCAAACAUGACAACCAGAACAUGGCCAGGUCCAAGGAGGAGGAGGAGAAAAGGGCACUCAUGGAGGCACAGCUGAAGAGAGACAGAGAGCAGAAGACCAAGAAAUCUGAAGCAAACAAAGAAGAGGGCGAGUUUGACGACUUGGUGUCAGCUCUGCGCUCUGGAGAGGUGUUUGACAGGGACAUGUCCAAAAUGAACCGCAGGAAACAGCGCACGCACAACUUGUUCGAAAACAGCCGGGAGAGGCCUAUUGGAAAACUGAACUAAUACCAGGAAACAAUUGUUUUAACUUCAAAUGUAUGAGGCACUGACUAUGCUGAGCAUAGUCGCUGUUCAGCUUCAGACACAGAGGCUCACACUCAGUGGAAACAUGGCUACUAGUGGUGACACAAAGAAAAACAGAUUUUAACGUCUUAAUAAAAGAUGCCUAGCCUAGCUUAAGGGGCUGUACACACAAAAACAAGUUAAGGCUAAUCCACUUAAGUUGUUUUUAUUGUAUCAGCACUUUAUCCAUUUGAAAACAGGUCAGAGAGUGGGAAAAUCUCUACUUUGAGAAAAUCCUGAUGUCAUAGUUCCACCUCUCCCUCUUGCUGUCUUUGCUGUCGUCUUUUGCAGUUUUCCUUUUCGUGGUUGUGCUGGCUUUCUUCAUUCUAUCUGUGUUUGUAUGCAUUUGAAUGUUUACUUGUCCGCGCACGCUCCACACAACAUGUUCUCUGUUUUUGGUGUAGCGGUGUUACGCCACGUAGAGGCCUGGCAUAUGUACUAUAGAGUCAUUUCGGGGGUUUCAUGUGGAUGAAGAUAUUUCUUGAAAUGAUACCGCGUUAAUGGAAAGCUUUUAAAAUGACAAACUCCAUGCAAAAAAAUGUGCCAACCUGGGUCUUGCAAAGACAAGAACUAACCACUACACCAACUGUGUGUUCCCACAGAUAUACCAUAACAUCAGUGAUCUGUUUUGUUUAUUCAAGUAAAAGUGUUUGUUUUUUGUUUCA
Solea senegalensis (Senegalese sole) is the source of this 4189-nucleotide messenger RNA. RefSeq names its product disheveled-associated activator of morphogenesis 1-like. Gene Ontology annotation, molecular function: small GTPase binding; actin binding. Gene Ontology annotation, biological process: actin cytoskeleton organization. Lineage: Eukaryota; Metazoa; Chordata; Actinopteri; Pleuronectiformes; Soleidae. The coding region runs from base 345 to 3467 and encodes 1040 amino acids. The record is from RefSeq and is a predicted model, not a curated record. Gene Ontology annotation, cellular component: stress fiber. The transcript is spliced from 27 exons.